Messenger RNA from Somion occarium, 2259 nucleotides. The record is from the annotation of a GenBank genome assembly. NCBI's taxonomy places the organism in Eukaryota, Fungi, Basidiomycota, Agaricomycetes, Polyporales, Cerrenaceae.
GCAUUAUCUUGCCUAAAUCUUGUCGCACUGAAAACAAUGUGCAUCCAAUGUGGACGACUUCGUGACCAACCGGAAUUACUGUACCUUCGUGAUAUAGGUCACUGCUCUAGCGUCGCUCAUAGUGUGGUUGUCGCCACUCGAAUGAGAGUGAGCCUGACGAAUGGUUGCCAGCGGACCGUUCUCGAUUGAUCCCCAAAUGUUAUUCAAUAUAGCAAUCACAAUACGUCGAGUGUGACCAUGUGGGACACCGCCCUUCUUGUUACCGUAUUGACCUGCCAUCAGUUGCUUUGACAUCAAACAAAAAUAGCUGCCGGGCCAAAGAACUUUCAGUGAGUAUAUAACUCUAUGGCCUGGUACUAACUCCUGCAACUUGACGUUGCUCGUUACCGGAUAACGCGUAUCGUCUUGCUAUUGCCACUUAUCGUGAUUUUCUCUGUGCCAUUUCUUUCGGCUUCUACCUUCUGGCGUACAUUAUGUCUGGCUCUACAGUUGAAGCCGUUUCUCCUACUUCGUUAUCCGGCAGGAUUCGAGACUUUCUCAGCCCCAAGGCUAAGGCUUCUGCUCUUCCAUCGUCGGCCACGAAUUCGACCUCGACGCCACUCACGGCUCAGUGUCCUAGUCGUAUUCCCGUUCGCAAGAAGCGUAGCUUCGGCAAUGUCUCGAAGGACGAUGAAAGAAGUCAUGUAACAAGUCCCCGUGCUAGGAGUCGCCAGCGUAGGGAUUCCACGUCUUCAGUUUCUUCCGUCGCUACCAUCAAGCCCAAGACGAUCUCAAAACAGUCGAGCAGGGACAGCGUCCGGACUAUCACUGAAUCCUCUUCCAAGUUGCGACGCACCAGUUCUUCCGUGUCUCUCAAGCUCCAACCUGGUCGUGCAGCACCUGCAAAAGCUGUUCUGACACGUACGACUUCUCACAACGCAGUACAAUGUUCGCCCUCUACCCAAGACAUCAUUCCCCUUCCCGUGAAGAUCGCCGCCGAAAAGCGCUCUACGAAACGGUUGUCCAAGGAGAGAGCCACAGAAAACACGACCACGUCUUCGCGGGAAGUGACUCGAGGAAGAAGGAGGGGUCUUGCUCGUACUACGUCUGACCAUGAUUUCCCAAUAGUGACUCUAGCAGAUGAAAUGUCGGCCUCAGAAAGUCGGGACGAACAGCCGAGCUCUUUCGCGCUCGCCAUGGCUUCCGCUCCUACACCCACUACGUCUUCCGGCUCUUUCAAACGCACCACCAAAGCAUCUGCUGACGAGGACGCGAUGCUGACCAAGGCUUUGGAAUACCUGGUAAAUGAGACGGAUGACGAUGAUGUCGAUGCUGCACAGUUCCGUGCCCUCCUGGAGCAGUCCGUCUCUUCUCCCGUAUCAGCGACGCCGAGCCCGGUUUCACCUGUGAAGAGUCUUGUCCCUGGUCCUUCUGGCAACACUAUGGCCUUCUCCUUCUCUCAGAUUGCGAAGACUAUGGUCCUUCCACAACGAUUCAAGGUUUCGCUGAUUCCGAUCCAUCGCCACUGGGCAAUCUGGGAUUGCAGUGCGGGGGACACAAUCAUUUGGCUCGCAGUCCUGGCUAUCGCCGAUACUAAGGCAAAAGGGAAUGAAUUUAGAGGUCGCGUUCCGAUUCAGGCCGUCAAUAUCGAGUUCCGCAGCGUUGACGGGAGGAUCUCUGAACAGUUCAUCAACGGUGUCAGCGUCCAGUUUCCUCAAGAGUCAUCUGAUGAUCAAGUUUAUUCUCACUUUACCGUCAACUAUAUCGGACACACUGCUCGUCGCAGCAAGGCCAAGAAGGAACUCAGUGAAUCCACCGGAAUCUGCAUCGAAAACACCUGGCAUUGUGGACCUUUCCCCGAUUCCAGAAAGAAGUUCAGCGUCGAGCUUUCUGAGGAUACUACUUACGCGGCCUUGGUCUACGUUCCGAUCCCUCUUCGACUUUUCCAUUAUGAAAGUCGUUUCUUCACCAUGAGGGCUCGAGUUACUUUUGGUGACAUCAUGUUGCAUCCAUCGGUUGGUUAUUCCGCCGAAGAACAAGUCUUGAUUGAGCAUCUGAACUCGAAUACUCAUUUGUAUGGGGCUAACUCGACGCAUCCCAAGUCGCCCUGAAUCCCCAGCCUGCAAGAUUAUAUGAAGGAGAAUCAUUUUACUUUUCUACGAACUUAUACAAUCCUCCGUUCUACACUUUUGUUUUGUCGAGGAUUGGAAACCAUCAUGUCAUUCUUUCAAACAUAUGUAUAUGCAACAUCUUUCGUCGAAAUAUAACAUGUUCACUGCC